This is a messenger RNA of Chara braunii, 825 nucleotides long. The record is from the annotation of a GenBank genome assembly. NCBI's taxonomy places the organism in Eukaryota, Viridiplantae, Streptophyta, Charophyceae, Charales, Characeae.
GCCGACGUCUUUCGAAGGCUGCCGCUGCUGGUGCUCGUCGUCCUCCUGCUCCUGCUGUUAGUUCUCUUCCACGUGUGUUUCGUCGGCAUCGGUCCACGACGUGGCCGCAUAAGACGAUGUUCGAAGAAGGACGUCAGUAUGGAGGGGAGGCAGGUGAUGUGCUGGUCUGCAGGGGAUCAGGGCAGUGGUCAGCGCGCUGGGCAGAGCCCAUCGAGAACUUCAAGGCCGUCGGAGCGGUCUGGGUACGCGCACCUGCCACCACACUUGCAGCCUCUGCCGGACACGUCCGACGAGGAGGAGGAGGAGAGACGCUCACUGACCGUGCCGCUGGGUAGCGGGUCCACCAAGGAGUGGGCGGCUACAGAGCUCUGUGGAAGCCGCGGCGACAGUCAUGGCCAGUCGUACAGCGAACUCCUCCAGCAGGGUCUCAGUGGUGACGAGGGCGAUGGUGGCAUCAAUCUGUCAUUCGGGUUGUGUAGCGGGAGGUCGUCGGCUGCGUCGCAAACGGUGAUCAUCAACAACCACGCCGAAGACGACGGUGGGCAGGUGACGGCUGUUGCGCGGUCGUCGAAGUCUCCAGCGCCGAUCUGGGAGGUGUCGGGGAACAACAGGGAUCCUUCGAGGCAGCAAUACCGAACGUUGUCUGUGUCGAGGGGUGCGUCGGCUCGCCCCCUGUGGAUGCAGUCUUCGUCUCCCCUGUCCGCCAAUUCCACUGCAGGCCGCCGUCGAGCCGAAUGUCGGGAGAUGGGACGUGGUGACAUGCGCAGCUUGUCCUUGAAGUAGUCUGCUGUUACGUCGUCGCAAUGCCGCAAAUCUUCCCACGUC